CUCAUCGUUCCAGUGUGAUACUGAGCAAAAUGGUCGCCGUUCCAAACGCUCAAGCCGAGGCCUUGGCUUGGCUUCAACGCUCCCACGAUAUACACGACUCUCUUCAAACCACAGACUUUGACAAGAUCUACUCCAAGAAUGCUCAGGUCAAGUUCACCAACUUUCCUGUUGCCGAGGGUCUGGAAGCUAUCAAGCAGAUUAUGGAUGCGGCGUUUGGGCAGCUGUCGUAUAUGAAGCAUGUUACUCGUCAAGCUGACCAGGUGGACAACAGAAUUUGGCUCGCGGUGGACAUCACUUACCGGGUCAAGGGCGACCCUAACAAUGAAGAUAUCAACAUCCCAGCUGCGGGGCUGGUCACGAUUGUGACGGAAGGGGAAGAAGUUGGCAAGAUUGCGCGGUUUGAUGUCUUCCUGGACAACACUCCUGUCAGGGAAAAGAUCGCAAGUGUUGCAGAUUCCAACUCGUAAGCAGGGUCUGUGAUGACUGUUCUAUAGGAGAUCAGCUCACCGAGGUAGUCGCCUUUCCAUCUUCUCAUAAGUUGGUUCUCGGGUUCACAGUCUCACCAUCAUUUUCUUUUUGGACUAUCUCCCUGCUCACUUGAACCAUACAUGUAAUAGAAGCCUCUUUGCCUUUGAUUAAUCAUCCAGACUCAAUUAUAUCCCAAG
Molecule: messenger RNA, 665 nt
Organism: Colletotrichum scovillei
Lineage: Eukaryota; Fungi; Ascomycota; Sordariomycetes; Glomerellales; Glomerellaceae
Exons: 3
Coding region: 30-467 (145 amino acids)
Source: RefSeq, a predicted model, not a curated record